GCCAACAAACCAGACUAUUCGAGCAGGCUGCAUGGCUACCAGAAGAGUACCCCGUCUUUCGAUAAUGCACUGGGAGGUCCGACGAACGGGACCCUAGAGGGGUACACCAGGACAUGGGGCUCAAUUAUGGAGGGCGUCGACAUCAGCCACCUGUCUUUGGAGGAACAGAACAUAUUGCGGAAUGUCUUCGCCCGCCAACAAGAUGAGGAGACGAGGGAGGAACAGAUUUUCAGGAAGUCGCAGGCUGACCUUCAUCUGCUGGAAGAGGCCAUCAACAUCCGGCGUCGAGAGAAGCGCUUUGACCUGCACGCCACCUGCAAUAUUUGUUUCAAAACAAAGUUUGCUGACGGUGUUGGCCAUAUUUGCCAACAAUGUGGCGUUCGUUGCUGUGCCAGGUGCGGCUGCAAAGUGCCAUUAAAGAAAAACAAGAUCUGGCUUUGCAUUCUGUGCCGUAAGAAGAAGGAGCUGGCUAUUAAAUUUGGCAAGUGGUUACAGAAUGAUAGAAAGGAAAGUUGGGGUAGAUCGCGUAGUCUGGAGGAGGAUUCAGAGAGGAGGCUGGAUGCUGGCGGAUUUCUUUCGAGGCAGUUUACGUCCUCACUUAACAUCACCACUCCUAACCUUCCUCCCUUUUGGCAAGAAGAGAAGAAAGAUCCCCAGAAACCUGAAAGACCUGAGCCUCUAAGAUAUGAAAUGAAAUCUGCACAGUCGUACAUCACACAGCAGCAACAGCAGAGAAAGCAUCGACGUCGGUCGUCCCUCGAAAUUAGGAAUGAUUCUCUCAGUUCAGAUCAAUCGGAAAAUCCUCCUGCUCGCCCCAAACCUCGAAAGUCAGGCAAUGGUGGACAUCGUCAGAGACGAGAUGGGCCGAGCAGCGGUUCUGAAGAUGACGCCCGAUCCACUCCUUCCUCGUGCAGAGAUUCAGAAAGUGAAAUAUACAAGGGGAAUGGCCAUCGGAGGCACCCCUGUCACCGCACAGAGCCCCCUCACGUCCUCAGGUCUCGUCCGUGGGACGGAGGGGAUGGUAACACAAAGGAUUCUGGCAUCGACACCAGCAGUAGUGCCACUCUAUAUGAAGACACACAACAGCACAAUGUGUUCUGGUCAAGAUCAAAAGGCGGAGGGUACAUAGGAAAUAUGGUGCUGAAGAAGGAACUGGGACCAGAUGGACGAACUCGUCAAAAUGUAGGGAUGAGGGUGGUUGGUGGUCAAAUAGUAGAAGGCAUCAUGCGGGCAAUAGUAGAGAACAUAAGAGAGGGCAGCCUGGCAGAUCGAAUAGCAAGAAUAGAACCUGGAGAUGAAGUGGUGGAGUGGAAUGGAGUGUCUUUUCGUGGUCGCCGUAAAGAAGAAGUGGCCAACAUCAUUGCUAUUUCUAAGAAUGAUCCCCAAGUGCAACUACUUAUUCACAGGCCUUGCGGACGGAAUGCUCCAAAUGUUGCAGAGGAGUUACCUUGUGAUCUGCGAAGGAUACCUCCACCUCACUUAGAAGUCCAUCCAGAGGCCAUGAAUAGAGGAGGUAUGUUCCAUGAUCAUCAUCAGAGGUACUACUCCAGGUACUCAUCCUCAAGGCGUUCUAAUUCAGUAGUAGGAGGACAAAUACAGGUAAAGUUAUCUUGCGACCACCAGAAUUCUCACCUCCUUGUAACUGUGGAGUGUGCCAAGAGACUCCCACCACGCCUCAAUACUGAACCUAGGAGUCCCUACUGCAAAGUUGUUCUUCUUCCCAACAGACCUGGUGAACAGCCUAAAAAGGGUCGUUCUAUAGCUGUCUUGCAUUCCAAUGAGCCCCAAUGGCACGACACCGUCAGGCUGUCAGACCUCCGUCUCUCCCAGAUCAAACAUCGGAUGCUUCAAAUCACAGUCUGGGACUAUAGCCCAAAAGGAGAACUCAGUGAAUUCCUUGGAGAGGUGGUGAUUCCUUUGCGUUCGAGUAUGAAUAAUGAGCCGCAGUGGUACCUCUUGUCAAUGCACAGGGACAACGUGAUUAACCCAUCUCCUCCAGAAUCCCCUGAUAGAAGACUUUCCGACGACGACUUGUCGGACUUCGAUGAAAAGUUCAGCGAAAGAACCGAGCGUCGUAUGAUGGCCAUUGACAGUUGUUCUCCCUUCUAUGAAGGGAUUGAUCGGCAACCCUAUGAAAUGGGUGGACGAUCAAGAUCUUUAAACUCUCCUCCUAUCUCCUCCUCCGAUUACCCACGUGGAAGGAUCAGAGAGACCGGAUUUGAAGAUAGAAGGCGAUCCAGAUCCAUGGCGGAUUCAUCAGAGAGGAGAACGCCGGUUCACGGAUCUAGGUCUGUCUCACCGCCACAAUACAGGGCAGCUCCGUUCCAUCAUUCUCGACGCCUACUGCCAGCAGCAUCCUCUUCUAAUAACCAGUAUAGGAAACGCCAAUUACCACAAGUACCUUUCUCCAGGAUUGAUAUAGAAGAGCGAUACAUGAAGAAAGGAAAGAACCCAGCAGUUGCCGUUACCCCUCCUUCUGGUGCUGAGUUCCCACAGCGCCGUGGGGGUGGAUCACGAAUGGCAGCAGCAUUGGGGGUGAGCAGCUCUUUAGUUAGUCCCGACGACUCAGAGUCAAGUUCCAAGUUUAGCCUCAGCAGUGCCUUUCACAGAAACAGUCGCACUCUCGGGGAAUUCACGGGUCGUUCUUCAGCAUAUGGGGGACCGGUCCAUCCAUCAUCCCGAGAUGCAGAAAUGGAUGGCAGCUUGUCCGACACAGCUGUUGGACUGGCCACAGAUAAUAAGACCAUGAUUCGACGACCCUCCACCUACUCUGCCACCCCCUACCUUUCCAAAAAGAGCAACAGCACUUCACAACUGAGUGUCACAGGGAACAAGAAGAGGAUUUUCUUCAGACUUCGUAAUGAUUCCUCGUCUUCCUUUGUGGUGCGUCGGAGCGAAGAAGUCUUGCCGGAUUUCAGGGCCGGCAGCAGUAGUGUCUCCUCCGAUGGCAGCAUUAGCGGGGACAGCACGACAUGGGGAUCGAGACUUCUCCCGGAAGCGGGCGAGGGUUUCGUGGAAGGAUUAGGCCCAGGUCAGCUGGUAGGGAGACAAGUUCUUGCCUCCCCCACUCUUGGCGAGAUUCAGCUGGCCAUUUGCGAGAGGAAAAGCUGCCUAGAAGUGGAGGUGAUUCGAGCCCGUGGUCUCAUGCCCAAUCCAAAUGCCAAAACUCUUCCAGCUCCUUACGUGAAAGUGUACCUCUUAGACGGGGGCAGGAAAUGUGUUGCUAAGCGAAAGACAGCCACUGCAAGAAGGACAUUGGAUCCUCUCUAUCAGCAACAAUUAUUAUUUUCAGAAGAUUUCAGGAACUGUGUCUUGCAAGUGACAGUGUGGGGUAAUUACAGUAAUAUAGAACGUAAGGUGUUUAUGGGUGUGUCCCAAAUAGUGCUUGACGAUAUUGAUCUAGCAAAAGGAGUGAUCAAUUGGUAUAAACUCUUUCACCAAUCAUCCCUGGUCAAUAAUCUGACGACAAGCAAUGACCGCAGCUCUUUUCUCUCUUUGGAUAGUUUUGGCUGACAAACAAUAACAACAACCAUUAUUUCCUUGUUGCCUUUUACUCUCUCUAUCUCUCUUUCCAGACGAGACACACACACACACUGCUGAUGGCCACUGCUCGGAAUCUUCGCUUUUCGAGGGAAGCGAUAACUUUUGGUGGGCACUCUUGAUAAGAAAGUGUCCACAGCCUUCCUCUCCUCCUCUCGAACUGUGACACACUUUUUUUGACUUUCAUAUUUUUCAAUAAAAACAAAUCAUCCAAAUAAAAAAAAAAUGUAAAUAUUUCAAA
Parasteatoda tepidariorum (common house spider) is the source of this 3781-nucleotide messenger RNA. Its product is annotated as regulating synaptic membrane exocytosis protein 2. Gene Ontology annotation, biological process: intracellular protein transport; regulation of membrane potential; positive regulation of synaptic transmission. Gene Ontology annotation, cellular component: cytoskeleton of presynaptic active zone; presynaptic membrane. NCBI's taxonomy places the organism in Eukaryota, Metazoa, Arthropoda, Arachnida, Araneae, Theridiidae. The record is from RefSeq and is a predicted model, not a curated record. Gene Ontology annotation, molecular function: transmembrane transporter binding; small GTPase binding.